Macaca mulatta (Rhesus monkey) is the source of this 572-nucleotide messenger RNA. Lineage: Eukaryota; Metazoa; Chordata; Mammalia; Primates; Cercopithecidae. The record is from RefSeq and is a predicted model, not a curated record.
AUGCCCUUCCUGCAGGAAGAUCUGUACAGCGUGCCCCAGUCGGUGCUUUUCCCUGUUGACAAUCACCACGAGGUGUACCUCUGGCAAGGCUGGUGGCCCAUCGAGAACAAGAUCACUGGUUCUGCCCGCAUCUGCCCUGCCUCUGACCGGAAGAGCGCGAUGGAGACCGUGCUCCAGUACUGCAAAGAAGAGGCCUCGCCAGCAGCUCCCCGGAGCCCUAGACCCUCUUUCUCUUCUGCAUGGGACACGGAAGUUUCCAAUCAGAUCACCCUCGUGGAAGACGUCUUAGCCAAGCUCUGUAAAACCAUUUAUCUGCUGGCCGACCUCCUGGCCAGGCCACUCCCGGAGGGGGUCGAUCCUCUGAAGCUUGAGAUCUAUCUCACCGAUGAAGACUUUGAGUUUGCACUAGACAUGACAAGGAAAGAAUACAAUGCCCUGCCCUCCUGGAAGCAGGUGAACCUGAAGAAAACAGGAGGCCUGUUCUGAGUGGGGAGACGCCACAGGAACCUCGGAGUCACGUCCAAUACCAUCACACCAGGGAAAUGGAUAUAUAUUUUUGGACUGGUGGGGUU